GUUAUGAUAGUAAAUGUCCGUGUCCUCCUGGGGCUGCAGGUGUCCCCGGGGGGCAGCCCCGUGCACAUGGUGCGGCGCCUGGCGAGCCUGGCAGCCCCGCCAAGGUCACAGCGGUCGUGCAGCGGGCGGCAGGCACGUCCUCCGCCUCCCCCGGCACCGGCAGUCUCCCUCAGCUGGCCGCCUUGCUUGUACCUCUCUUCCUGCUGCCCCGCCUCCAAGAUGUCCAAGUACCAGAUUGUUAUGGUGCGUCACGGCGAGAGCGAAUGGAACAAGCUCAACAAGUUCUGCGGCUGGCACGACGCUGAACUCUCCGAGCAGGGUGUCAAGGAGGCUCAUGCUGCAGGGAAGGCUCUAAAGGAAGCCAAUUACAAGUUUGACCUUGCCCACACCUCUGUCUUGACCCGUGCCAACAAGACCCUUGAUGCCAUCCUUGAGGAAAUUGGUCAGAAGGAUAUCCCCAUCCAGAAGACCUGGCGCCUCAAUGAGCGUCACUACGGUGGCCUGACUGGGCUCAACAAGGCUGAGACUGCCCAGAAACACGGUGAAGAGCAGGUGAAGAUCUGGCGCCGCAGUUUUGACAUUCCUCCUCCACCAAUGGACGAAUCAAACCCUCACUACAAGGAGAUCUUGGAGGACCCACGAUAUGCUGAUGGCCCAAGCAAAGAGGAGUUCCCCAUGUUUGAGUCCUUGAAACUGACCAUUCAGCGCACUUUGCCCUACUGGAACGACGUCAUUGUGCCCGAUAUGAAGGCCGGGAAGAAGAUCCUCAUCGCUGCCCACGGAAACUCUCUCCGUGGCAUUGUUAAGCACCUCGACUCAAUGUCUGACGAAGCCAUCAUGGGCCUGAACCUUCCCACUGGCAUCCCAUUUGUAUAUGAGCUGGACGAAAACCUGAAGCCUGUGGUGUCCAUGAAGUUCCUUGGUGAUGAAGAGACAGUGCGUAAGGCCAUGGAGGCCGUGGCUGCCCAGGGCAAGGCUAAGUAAAUACUCAGCACUGUACAGUGAUGUGUCAGGUGGAGAACUGUCAUUCUUGUGAUUUGUUAUAGAAUGGGAAGAUUUUUUUUUCUUUGGUAUUUUCAUUUGAUCAGAAAAAUUAAUUGUCUAGUCAAAUUUUUCUUAUCAUGAAUGUGAAGCCUACUUGCUUAACUUUUAUUUAUGUAUGUCUGCCUCAUUGUCCAUAUUGUCAAGUUAUGUACCAGUGUAUGAAUGAGGCUUGGUAAAUUUAUUUAUUAAGCUUGAUUAUAAACUAUUUAACAUUUUUUGUCCUAAAAUAAAUUUAUGUAUAUGA
Eriocheir sinensis (Chinese mitten crab) is the source of this 1288-nucleotide messenger RNA. RefSeq names its product phosphoglycerate mutase 2-like. The transcript is spliced from 5 exons. NCBI's taxonomy places the organism in Eukaryota, Metazoa, Arthropoda, Malacostraca, Decapoda, Varunidae. Bases 4 to 984 code for a protein of 326 amino acids. The record is from RefSeq and is a predicted model, not a curated record. Gene Ontology annotation, molecular function: intramolecular phosphotransferase activity. Gene Ontology annotation, biological process: glycolytic process.